Messenger RNA from Geodia barretti, 416 nucleotides. The record is from the annotation of a GenBank genome assembly. Lineage: Eukaryota; Metazoa; Porifera; Demospongiae; Tetractinellida; Geodiidae.
AAUAUGUCCGCGGCGCGUUAAGUGUUAAGGCCACGUUUAAAAUGGCGACCAGCAAGCGACACAGGACGGAUUUGACGCUUGGUCAAAAGCUGGAAAUAGUCUCUGUUAUGGAAAGAGAGCGACCUUCCCAAGCUGAAUUGACUAAGCGUUUUAAAUCUAAGAUUGCCAAAUCGAAAGAUGCAAUAUUGAAGGAGGCAGAGAAAAACAAGUUUGCUACUCGUAAGCAGAAGAGAGCCAGUAAAGACGAUGAUGUAGAUGCCGCGCUCUAUACCUGGUUCGUUGACGCUAAAGCACGGGACGCUCCCGCAAUCCUGGAGGAAAAGGCAAACCACUUCGCCUCGGUACUCGAGAAAGAUUUUAAAGCUACGAAUGGGUGGCUUUGCCGGUGGAAGACCAGGCAUGGCAUUAAAAUUUAA